AUGCACGCCCACCUCGGCCUCGCCCUAACCCUCACUCCAAUCAUCAUCCUCUCCCUCAUCAUAACUAUCGGCCGCAUCUUAAACCGCAAGCGAUUCUCCAGCGCCGAUACCUACGAUCUCGAAGCCAAUUCUUCUGAUUCUGAAAAAGAUGAUGAUGUUACUACCAAUAACAUCACUACUACUACCACUGCCGCAAUGAUGCCUUUAAGACCUGCGAGAGCUGCGCUUGCACCACAACGAAUCCAGUGGGAAAUCGGUAGUGGAAAUUGGAAUGGGGUUAUGAUGUGUGGUAAUUUUGUAUCAUAUAGUGAGUAUGAUUUUGGUGAUAAUUUUGGAGUUAUGGGAUAUCAAUGUAUAUGCAGGGAUGGUUUAGGAUACCUAUAUUUGAAUUUUGUAUAA
Messenger RNA from Botrytis sinoallii, 399 nucleotides. RefSeq lists its product as uncharacterized. The transcript has a single exon. NCBI's taxonomy places the organism in Eukaryota, Fungi, Ascomycota, Leotiomycetes, Helotiales, Sclerotiniaceae. The record is from RefSeq and is a predicted model, not a curated record. The coding region runs from base 1 to 399 and encodes 132 amino acids.